AUGAACGACUGGUUGCCCCCUGCGCUCUUACCGAAAUGGCUCCUUCUGGUAGGCGCUGUGGCCGCCUUGAAUGGAGCGCAGAACUUUAUGAACCCUGUGUUUAGCCGCAAAGUGUAUGCAUCAAAGACCGGACACAAGGAGGCCACGGCGUUGGCCGCUCGCUUGUUUGCUAUUUGGAACUGGACCUCGGCGAUUGUGCGCCUGUAUACGGCGUACAAUAUGCACGAGCGUGGCGCCUACCUACUGUGCCUGGGCACCUUUGUCAUUGCUUGUGUCCACUUUGUCUCGGAGAUGCUCUUCUUUGGCACGCUGGCCCUCGCGCCAGGCUCGCUGAGUCCCAUUGUCGUGGCUAUUCCAUUGUGGCUAUGA
This is a messenger RNA of Malassezia pachydermatis, 369 nucleotides long. Its product is annotated as erg28 protein. The transcript is spliced from 3 exons. Gene Ontology annotation, molecular function: protein-macromolecule adaptor activity. The record is from RefSeq and is a predicted model, not a curated record. Gene Ontology annotation, cellular component: endoplasmic reticulum; membrane. NCBI's taxonomy places the organism in Eukaryota, Fungi, Basidiomycota, Malasseziomycetes, Malasseziales, Malasseziaceae. Bases 1 to 369 code for a protein of 122 amino acids.